Molecule: messenger RNA, 1734 nt
Organism: Cloeon dipterum
Lineage: Eukaryota; Metazoa; Arthropoda; Insecta; Ephemeroptera; Baetidae
Product: transmembrane protease serine 9-like
Exons: 10
Coding region: 1-1734 (577 amino acids)
Biological process (GO): proteolysis
Molecular function (GO): serine-type endopeptidase activity
Source: RefSeq, a predicted model, not a curated record
AUGCGAGCUCUGUUGCUGAUUCUGUCGGCGGCCCAGUUCGCCCAGUUGCUCGUCGGUGGUGCGAACGUCGAGAAACCAAAAGACGUAACCUUCCCGAAGACCGAUGUCACUCUGUCCGAAACAGAAUGGCAGAAAUUGAUCUCUGCAAACACUCCCACUGCUGACAAUCCGAACACUGCACCCUUAAUACAGUCGGUGAACGCUGGUAAAAUACGAAAUAACUUGGACGCGUACAUCGUUGGUGGGUCGCUCGCAAGUCUCGGAGAUUUUCCGUGGCAGGCUUUCCUCCUCAUUGACAACACCUGGCUUUGCGGUGGAUCUCUCAUCUUGGCUGAUUGGGUUCUGACUGCAGCUCACUGCUAUGGGUCUCGCUACGUUGUGUCCUUGGGCACCAUAGGCAGAACCAUUCUUUCUCCAGGUGCAGUGCAGACGACGACAACAACAUCCUUCAGACACCCACAAUACAGGAGCUCCACGCUGAAUAAUGAUGUAUGCCUUAUCAAAUUGAACAAUCCCGUCACUUUUACUGACACCUUGUCGCCGGUGGCACUGCCGUCGACGGCCGAUGCCUCGAACACAUUCGUUGGGACUUUGGCCACAGUUAGUGGAUUUGGAAAAACUGCAGACAAUGAAGGCGUGAGUGAAAAUUUGAAGUACACGCAGGUGACUGUCAUCCCUUACCAAGAAUGCGCAAGCUACUACGGAACCUCGGUGGUCGUUUCCUCCACUAUUUGCACACGUCAAACGGACACUUCCACCUGCCAGGGCGACAGCGGUGGUCCUUUGGUUUACAAAGACGCCAGGGACAUCUGGGUGCAAAUCGGUGUUGUCUCGUUUGGCUCUGCAGAAGGUUGCUUGGCUGGUCCUUCAGGUUUCGCGCGCGUCACCUCCUUCCUUGGCUGGAUUUCGAGUACAGUUAACCCGGCAACUACCACUACCAGAACCACAACUACAACUACGCGAACUACUGCAAGAACCCCGUUGGAAGAUAAAUCUUUGUGGGCUAAACUGAUGAAGACAAAAAGCUCAUACAUCAUCAGAUCUCACAAGGAGCUAAUGAAUUACAUGGUUCCAGCCUUUCAGUAUCACCUCGAUCUAAACCUCAAAGCUCUCGACCUCACGGGAUUGAUGACCUUUUGCAGAGAAGACCAGAAAUAUAAUACUUUCAAAAUGGCCAUUCUUAGAACUUGCUUUUACGCUAAAAACAUCGAAGCUAUUCAAAUCUUCAGUGAAGGAGACGCAGAAUGUUUCAAGUACCCGCAGAUCACAGUGGAUGAGCCACUCAUCUUUGACGCGCUGAAAUCCCUGACGCGUUUGCGAGAGCUCCAAAUUACUCUCUUCACGUUCAAUUUGAAAGACGUUAUGGAACUUUGCAGACCUUAUAAAACUAUAGAUCCCACUCUGGAGUACAUCAACGUCAACCUCAAAGUCGAGGAAUUGCCAGGACAAUAUGAAUUGCGUUCGAAGCUUGGCAAUUUAAAAGUCUUCCAGUGUGAAAACAUGCUGGCCCACGAUUUGGAGAAAUUCGCACAAUUCAUUACAAAGUGCUUGCAUGAUAAACCCACCGAGAAAAAUGUCAACCAAAAGGUGCCCAUUGGGUGCCCGCGUUCGGUCACCCGGCUACCCCCCGUGGGCACCCAGAUGGGCACCCAUUGGUUAUACCGCAUGUCCAACCCUUCGGGCACCCGCGAGUGGUCAUGCCCAGAAUUCGGUCACCAAAUGGGCACCCAUUAA